AUGGCUUUGAAUCUCGCGCACGAGGCGACCGAUCGUUCGGGCCUGCGACUGCCCAAUCCUCCUCCACUGCUCCACACGCGAUCCGGGAACGAGCCUUUGGAUCGCCCAUCCACUCCAAUUCAAAAUGCAUUCACCAGUCCGAUGCACACCCCGCAAGGAAGUCCCAGCAAGAACAAAGUUCCUCCCGGCGCCCUUGAUCUGCCCAGCGUCUUCGAAAAGGCCAUGAAACUCACCCCUACCUCGCCGACCAAGGCCACCUACAACCACUACAACCACCCAAUGUUCUCCCCGCCCAAGGCUCCGGGUGAGGACUUCAAUGAGAGCGUCAUCCGACAGCCCCCCAGCCCCACCCGCAAAUCCAAUAAAGAGAAUACUCCGCCGAAUUCGACCCGUCUGGGGAAGGACCUCGGUCCCAACCCUGCAGCGGCCGCCAUCUCGCGCCAGGAGGCCUAUAAAACCCGCGACGCGGAUAGUAUCCAGAGACGGCAGGUCCAGAUGCGCGGACUGACACCGGAAGAAUUGGAAAAACUGCAAGAUCCAAAAGUCAAACGACUGGUCAACGUCACUCAGCUCUAUUUCCUCGACCAUUACUUCGACCUUCUUAGCUAUGUGCACAACCGUCAGAACCGCUACUCUCAGUUCCGCGCGGCAUACCCCGACCCUCCGGCCACCCCGAUGGAAGAGUUCGAGCCGGCACUGCUGAAAUACCUCGGACGCGAACGCGCACACCUACGCAAGCGCCGCACGCGACUGCGCCAGCAUGAUUUCCAGAUCCUGACCCAGGUCGGUCAAGGUGGAUACGGACAGGUGUACCUAGCUCAGAAGAAGGACACUCGGGAGGUUUGCGCUCUGAAAGUGAUGAGCAAGAAACUUCUCUUCAAGCUGGACGAAAUUCGACACAUCCUGACGGAACGUGAUAUCCUGACGGCCGCUAAAAGCGAGUGGUUAGUGAAGCUGUUGUAUGCGUUCCAGGAUGACGAACAGAUCUAUCUGGCGAUGGAAUACGUUCCUGGAGGAGAUUUCCGGACGCUGCUGAACAACUCGGGCGUCUUGCACAAUCGCCACGCCCGGUUCUACAUUGCGGAGAUGUUCAGUUGCAUCGACGCUCUCCAUGCGCUGGGCUAUAUUCAUCGCGAUCUGAAGCCCGAGAACUUCCUGAUCGACUCUACUGGCCAUGUGAAACUGACCGAUUUUGGUUUGGCUUCCGGGAUGCUCAACCCCGGCAAGAUUGAGUCGAUGCGGGUGAAACUCGAAGAAGUCGGCAACACUCCCGUCCCAUUCGGGCGCCCGAUGGAACAACGUACCGUCGCGGAGCGACGUCAGGGGUACAGAACCCUCCGUGAGCGUCAAGUCAACUACGCAAAGUCGAUUGUGGGAUCACCGGACUACAUGGCCCCCGAGGUCCUGAAGGGCGAGGAGUAUGACUUUACGGUGGACUACUGGAGCUUGGGAUGCAUGUUGUUCGAGGCGCUCGCAGGCUAUCCUCCGUUCGCUGGGUCUACGGUGGACGAGACGUGGCAGAACCUGAAGAAUUGGCAGAAGGUGUUGCGCAAACCGGUUUACGAGGAUCCGAAUUACUUCCUCUCUCGGCGUACUUGGGAUCUGAUCACGACCUUAGUUGCGUCCAAGGAGAAGCGCUUCAAGAACAUCCAGGAGAUCCAUGCCCAUGACUAUUUCGCCGAAGUCGACUUCUCGCGUCUGCGCGAGCAGCAGGCGCCGUUCGUCCCAGAACUGGAUUCUGAGACGGAUGCGGGCUACUUCGAUGACUUCUCCAAUGAGGCGGACAUGGCGAAGUACAAGGAAGUGCACGACAAGCAACGCGCAUUGGAAGAGAUGGCCGAGCGUGAAGACAAGAUGAGCAAGGGCUUAUUCGUCGGGUUUACGUUCCGUCAUCGAAAACCCGCCAUGGAUGGAACUGGCCGCGUAUCUCCGCGCAAACCCAUCGCAACGGAUGGGACGUUUGGCACGAUUUUCUGA
This is a messenger RNA of Aspergillus terreus NIH2624, 1977 nucleotides long. Its product is annotated as serine/threonine-protein kinase. Gene Ontology annotation, molecular function: protein serine/threonine kinase activity; ATP binding. NCBI's taxonomy places the organism in Eukaryota, Fungi, Ascomycota, Eurotiomycetes, Eurotiales, Aspergillaceae. Bases 1 to 1977 code for a protein of 658 amino acids. The transcript is spliced from 3 exons. Gene Ontology annotation, biological process: intracellular signal transduction; peptidyl-serine phosphorylation. Gene Ontology annotation, cellular component: spindle pole body. The record is from RefSeq and is a predicted model, not a curated record.